Molecule: messenger RNA, 2046 nt
Organism: Effrenium voratum
Lineage: Eukaryota; Dinophyceae; Suessiales; Symbiodiniaceae
Source: the annotation of a GenBank genome assembly
AUGGAGGAUGCCGGCAAGAAGAACGAUAGCGGACUCUUGCAGGCUUGUGUAUACGUCCCUUCGCAGAUUAACUCCAUGAGUAUGGUGCGAGGAUUCACGCCACAGCAAUGGGUGACGGGCAAGAACCCCAACCAGGUGCAGUCCCUCACGGGCGAGAUCUUCAGCCCGACGGUCAGUGCCAUUGACGAGGCCGGCGAGUUUGCAGCGGUGCAGCAGAAGCGGCUUGCAGCGCAGAUGGCAUUCCUGAAAGCAAACAGUGAUGCAAGGCUGAGGAGAGCAAUGAACCAAAACUACCGUCAGAUCAAGGAUGACGUGGUCAUUGGACAAGUGGUGUACUACUGCCGAGAGAAGGGUGCAGGUAUCUUGCAAAAGCAGAAAUGGCGAGGACCUGCACGAGUGGUGGCUACCGAGAAGGACAGUGACUACAAGGACCUCGUGAUAUGGCUGGCGCAUGGAACAUCAUUUUUGAGGUGUUCACCCCAUCAAGUACGUCCUCGAGUGGAGGAGACGGGCAUCUCGCUGGUGGCUGAUCCCAAUGCUGCACUACGAGAUCUACAAGCACUCCGAGCACGAUCUACCACGCAGUACAAGGAUGUCUUUGACCCUACGAUCCGUGAGGAUCAGGACGAAGAUGAGCUGGACGCAGCCUUUGAUGAGGAAGCCUCGCCAACAUCACCGACGGGGCCAGCGGAGGUGAUACCGGCAUCUGAACCAGAACCGCUACCGCCGCCUGAGGUUGGAGGACGUGACCCAGCAUCUUCAGAUGGGCGACAGUCAUCGCAGCCAGCACAACCAUCCGAACCACGAGCGCCUGAUGGAAGGGAUGAACAGCAGGACCUAUGGAGUAAGCGGCAGAAGACUGCACAGGCAUCGGAUGCUCCUGUUGAUGUCCCAGUGCCCAUGCAGGAUGAUGAUGAUCUCAUGCUGGAGAAUGUGACGCUUGUGGGUGGAGCUGAACCAGAUCUACGUUGGGUAAUCGUGGACGGCGAGUUUGAGCUGGAUGAGGCAUGGCUGGUGAAGAGCCUUCGGAAGAAUGAGGCGUGCGAGAAGAACAUGACGGUUGACCAGCGAGCUCAGAUGAUGGAGGCAAAGAAGGCAGAGCUGGAGAACUAUUUUCGGAACCAGGUGUGGAACUUUGCGGAGGUGAACCCCGGAGAUGAAUCGCGGAUUGUCUCUGCGCGAUGGGUGCUGACCUGGAAGGAAACUGAAGGAGGUGGACCUCGAGCCAAAGCACGUCUGGUGCUGCGUGGCUUUGAGGAUCCCGACCUGCUCUACUUUGACAAGGCAUCACCAACAGCCGGAAGGCUGGGCAAGAACUUCCUCCUCCUGAUUGUCCAGAACAACCGCUGGCAUCUGUACGUUGGAGAUGUACGGGCAGCUUUCUUGUCUGGAUCGCAGUUCGACCGGAAGAUCAUUGUCAAGCUGCCGAGUGAUUGCGGACCACUACUUGGAGUAGUUGGCCCGGCGUACAUGAGGCUGCUGAAGAGCGCCUACGGCCUGGCAGAUGCACCGCUGUUGUGGUACAAGGAGGCAACGUCGAGACUGCAGUUGCUGAACUUCAUCCAGCACAGGAUCGACUACUACAAGCAGACGACUGGCGAGAUGAAGGCGAUUCUGAUUGUCCAUGUGGACGACAUUCUGCUCGGUGCGGACAUGAGAGACAAGGAAGUGGUGGAGCUUGUGAGAAAGGUGAGAGCAAGCUUUGAUUUCGGCAAGUGGAAGCAGCUGCAGGAGAAAGAGCCAAUUGUGUACUGUGGCGGCGCGAUCAGCAUCCAGAACGGCGAGAUCGAGGUGAGCUUUGCGGAUUACCUCAGGAAGGUCAUGCCCAUCACGGUGAACAACAAGGACACCGGCAACCUAACCGACAAGGAGGUCUCCAAGCGCCGAGCACUGUUGGGUGCUCUUCAAUGGCCAGCAGGACAAGCAGCGCCACAUCUCUGUGCUUCAACAAGCAUCCUUGCAGGCGACAUCGCCGCGAAGGAGCGCAGCGUGCUGAACGAAGGCAUUGCGCUCUGCAUGGCGAGUGCGAAAGGUACACACUGUUGA